Messenger RNA from Fraxinus pennsylvanica, 681 nucleotides. Lineage: Eukaryota; Viridiplantae; Streptophyta; Magnoliopsida; Lamiales; Oleaceae. The record is from the annotation of a GenBank genome assembly.
AUGGGUGAAGAAGAUGAGCGAAAUCCGAGCAAGGGAUUGGAUUUGGAAGCAAAACCGUCAAACGAAUCAAUCAACCACAAGAUGGAAGACACGAAUCAACUGAAAGAACACUCUUCAACAUCUUCUUCGAAGAAUACAAAUGCAAAUAUUCACACUGGGAAGUCUUGUAAAGGUUGCCUUUAUUACUCGUCCCAUUUAAAAGCCGAUUCUCGAAACCCUCUUUGCGUUGGUCUCUCCCGGUCCCUUCCCAAUGUACCGCGAUAUAUUGUUGGAGAAUCUGAGAUGGAAGCCUCUAAAGAGGGUAGAAGCCUCACAGAUUUUAGAUAUGCGUGUGUUGGUUAUUCCCUUUACCCGGACCGGAAAAAGCAGGUAGCUGAUGGACAAGAGACACAAACAGAAUUGCCAGUUUGUUUUGGCCUUGAGGUUUUAGUAGAUCGAAGAGUUAAUGCUGCUGACUCUGCUCCUGCUCCUGCUCCUAUUCACAAUAGAGAAGAUGUUAAUGGGUUGCCACAACGUCGGACACAUAAACCGACUCAUUCGGCUGGGGAUGAGUUCCUGAGCAGGUUUAUGCGAAAUGCCAACCUGGUUGCAAAUGGGGUGGCCAAGAAUGUCCGCAAAGUGGGGAAUCAAAUAAAAGAGUCUCUCGAUGACAUACUGUAUUCCUACCGACGCCCAAAGUAA